AAAGGUGAGAAAUGUCGCAGCUUCAUUGACCUGGCCCCGGCGUCGGAGAAAGGGGUGCUGUGGCUGUCGGUGGUCUCCGAGGUGCUCUACAUCCUCCUGCUGGUGGUCGGCUUCAGCCUCAUGUGCCUCGAGCUCUUCCACUCGAGCAGCGUCAUCGACGGGCUCAAGCUCAACGCCUUCGCCGCCGUCUUCACGGUGCUCUCAGGCCUCCUGGGGAUGGUCGCCCACAUGAUGUACACUCAGGUGUUCCAGGUCACCGUGAGCCUCGGCCCUGAAGACUGGAGGCCGCACUCCUGGGACUACGGAUGGUCCUUCUGCCUGGCGUGGGGCUCCUUCACCUGCUGCAUGGCGGCCUCUGUCACCACGCUCAACUCCUACACCAAGACGGUCAUCGAGUUCCGGCACAAGCGCAAGGUGUUUGAGCAGGGCUACCGGGAGGAGCCCACCUUCAUCGACCCCGAGGCCAUCAAGUACUUCCGCGAGAGAUGCAAAAUCGAGGCCCAGAGAGGUGACAUGACUUAUCCAAGGUCACUCAGCUGGAUGGAGAAGGGGGACGGGAGCGAGGAGGAGGACUUCCGCUUGGACUGUCACCACGAGAGGUACCCCGCCCGACACCAGCCGCACCUGGGGGACUCCUGGCCCCGGAGCGCAGCCCAGGAGGCGCCCGAGCUGAACCGCCAGUGCUGGGUCCUGGGACACUGGGUGUGACCGAGCCCAGCCCAGCCCCAGACGCCCACCGGAGCCUGGUCUGGGGCCUGGCACCCGGUCUGUGUGGACUCGGUGGCCGUGAGGGGACGCCAGGCCUGUCCUGCCACCACCCGGGUCUCGAGCCCCAAGUCGCGCCAGGGUGGCCCCGGGGGCUGCUGGCCACACAGAGGGGACGCCAGCUCUGGACUCCUGCCACCACCGCACGCAGCGCCCCGCUGGGCACGGCCCAGAGAGACCCAGGACACUGGCCACUGAGUGCUGACCCCCACGAACAGCCAGGAAGCUGAGGAGGUGCCCAGAGGGACAGACCCUGUAGGAACGUGGGGAACUGAAGGACAGGGCAGCGGCUGGCACCGCGGAGGGCCACCCCACAGGCACACAGCAGGAGCUCAAUAAAUGCUUGCUGAACCUGA
This is a messenger RNA of Ictidomys tridecemlineatus (thirteen-lined ground squirrel), 1121 nucleotides long. NCBI's taxonomy places the organism in Eukaryota, Metazoa, Chordata, Mammalia, Rodentia, Sciuridae. The record is from RefSeq and is a predicted model, not a curated record.